AUGUCAUCCUUCGAAGGCAAACUCAUUAUCAUCAACGGCGCUGCGUCCGGCAUUGGCCGGGCUACGGCAAAGUUACUUGCUAGCCAUGGUGCACUGCUAUCUUUAUCUGAUGUUAGCGCAGAGGGCCUCCAAAGCCUCCGGUCAGAGCUUCAGGAGACAAUAGUUCCUAAAAAGGGAAAUGCGGAAGUCGCCGAUCCAAUUUUUACCGCCUCCUUCGAUGUUCGGUCACAGGAAGCGUGUCAUGAGUGGAUUGCCAAUACGGUCGCACAUUUCGGGGGGCGCAAGAUUGACGGCGCAGCGAACCUCGCCGGCGUUGUGACUCUUCCAAAGGCUGGCCCAUGCGAUGGUCGAGAUAGCAAUGAUGCCGAGAUCGAUUUUAUCUUGGGUGUAAAUGUCAAAGGAAUCAUCAAUUGUCUCCGCGCGGAGUUACCGUACAUGCGGGAGGGUACCGCGGGUAUUGGUGGUGGCUCAAUUGUUAAUGGUGGCAGUCUAUCCGGCUUGAUGGGUUUAGGCGGCUACAUGCCGUACGUUUCCAGCAAGCACGCGGUCAUCGGAAUAACACGUACGGUAGCCAAGGAAGAAGGACCCAGAGGAAUCCGCGUUAAUGCUAUCGCGCCCGGUUUGAUCAAUACCCCCUUGCUUCAAGGCGUGGCUGAGGCUAGGGGAGUGACUGCGUCUGCGGAUAUGUAUGGCAGAGGGCCUACAGCGGCUUUAGGGCGUUUGGGGAGCGCUUUAGAGGUAGCUGAAGUGAUUGCUUUCCUUUUAGGCCCGCAGAGCAGUUUUAUCACUGGGGUCCCUUUAGUCAUUGAUGGAGGCAUGUCGGCUGCAGGAUGA
Molecule: messenger RNA, 834 nt
Organism: Hypoxylon trugodes
Lineage: Eukaryota; Fungi; Ascomycota; Sordariomycetes; Xylariales; Hypoxylaceae
Product: putative short chain dehydrogenase/ reductase
Exons: 2
Coding region: 1-834 (277 amino acids)
Molecular function (GO): oxidoreductase activity
Source: RefSeq, a predicted model, not a curated record